UGAGCGCUCGGGGCCUUUUCAAAUCGGGAUCCGUUACCGCUUCCCCGGCCGCCGCCAUUGUCGCGCUCGGAGCCCCUCAGCGCAGGCGGCCGAGGCGCAGGCAGCGGCGGCGGGAUGGCGGACGCCGAGAAGCCCGAGGUGCUCCGGGCCGCUGGCGACGACAGCCCGCAUCAGCAGCCCGCCGAGCCGCCGGGCGAGCCGCGGCGAGAACCGCACCCCCCGGAGCCGGAGAAGCAGCCGCCGCCGCACAGCAGCAGCUCCAAUGGCGUUAAAAUAGAGAAUAAUGAAUCAGUGAAAGAAGAGAAAUCUGAAUUAAAAGAAAAGUCUACAGGAAAUAAGAAGGCUAAUAGAUUUCAUCCUUAUUCAAAAGACAAGAAUUCGGGCACUGGAGAAAAGAAGGGUCCAAAUCGUAACAGAGUUUUUAUUAGCAACAUUCCCUAUGACAUGAAAUGGCAAGCUAUUAAAGAUCUAAUGAGAGAAAAAGUUGGUGAGGUUACAUACGUGGAGCUCUUUAAGGAUGCGGAAGGAAAAUCAAGGGGUUGUGGUGUGGUGGAAUUUAAAGAUGAAGAAUUUGUAAAGAAAGCAUUAGAAACUAUGAACAAAUAUGAUCUUAGUGGAAGACCCCUGAACAUUAAAGAGGAUCCUGAUGGAGAAAAUGCUCGUAGGGCAUUGCAACGAACAGGAGGAUCAUUUCCAGGAGGACAUGUACCUGAUAUGGGAUCAGGGUUGAUGAAUUUACCACCUUCCAUUCUCAAUAAUCCAAACAUUCCUCCUGAGGUUAUCAGUAAUUUGCAGGCUGGUAGACUUGGUUCCACAAUUUUUGUUGCUAAUCUUGACUUCAAAGUUGGUUGGAAGAAGCUAAAGGAAGUGUUCAGCAUAGCUGGAACUGUAAAGCGGGCAGAUAUUAAAGAAGACAAAGAUGGCAAGAGCAGAGGAAUGGGCACAGUCACUUUUGAACAAGCAAUUGAAGCAGUUCAAGCAAUUUCUAUGUUCAAUGGGCAGUUUUUGUUUGAUAGACCUAUGCAUGUGAAAAUGGAUGACAAGUCUGUCCCUCAUGAAGACUACCGUUCACAUGAUAGUAAAACACCACAAUUACCCCGUGGUCUUGGAGGCAUUGGAAUGGGACUUGGUCCAGGUGGACAGCCUAUUAGUGCCAGCCAGCUGAACAUAGGAGGGGUAAUGGGAAAUUUAGGUCCCAGUGGUAUGGGAAUGGAUGGUCCAGGUUUUGGAGGAAUGAAUAGAAUUGGAGGAGGAAUUGGGUUUGGUGGUCUGGAAGCAAUGAAUAGCAUGGGAGGAUUUGGAGGAGUUGGCCGAAUGGGAGAGCUGUACCGUGGUGCAAUGACUAGUAGCAUGGAGAGAGAUUUUGGACGUGGUGAUAUUGGACUAAAUCGAGGCUUUGGAGAGUCCUUUGGUAGACUUGGCAGUGCAAUGAUUGGAGGGUUUGCAGGAAGAAUAGGAGCUUCUAACAUGGGUCCAGUAGGAUCUGGAAUAAGUGGUGGAAUGGGUGGCAUGAACAGUGUGACUGGAGGAAUGGGCAUGGGACUGGAUCGGAUGAGUUCCAGCUUUGAUAGAAUGGGACCAGGUAUAGGAGCUAUCCUGGAGAGGAGCAUCGAUAUGGACCGAGGAUUUCUAACAGGCCCAAUGGGAAGUGGAAUGAGAGAGAGAAUAGGCUCCAAAGGCAACCAGAUCUUUGUCAGAAAUCUGCCUUUUGACUUGACUUGGCAGAAACUAAAAGAGAAAUUCAGUCAGUGUGGUCAUGUAAUGUUUGCAGAAAUAAAAAUGGAGAAUGGAAAGUCAAAAGGCUGUGGAACGGUCAGAUUUGACUCCCCAGAAUCAGCUGAAAAAGCCUGCAGAAUAAUGAAUGGCAUAAAAAUCAGUGGCAGAGAAAUAGAUGUUCGAUUGGAUCGUAAUGCAUAAUUU
Molecule: messenger RNA, 1920 nt
Organism: Equus quagga
Lineage: Eukaryota; Metazoa; Chordata; Mammalia; Perissodactyla; Equidae
Gene: MYEF2
Product: myelin expression factor 2
Exons: 17
Coding region: 115-1917 (600 amino acids)
Biological process (GO): regulation of mRNA stability involved in response to oxidative stress
Cellular component (GO): cytoplasm; nucleus; post-mRNA release spliceosomal complex
Molecular function (GO): mRNA binding
Source: RefSeq, a predicted model, not a curated record